Molecule: messenger RNA, 1850 nt
Organism: Capsicum annuum
Lineage: Eukaryota; Viridiplantae; Streptophyta; Magnoliopsida; Solanales; Solanaceae
Product: patatin-like protein 2
Exons: 7
Coding region: 344-1573 (409 amino acids)
Biological process (GO): lipid metabolic process
Molecular function (GO): monoacylglycerol lipase activity; glycerophospholipase activity
Source: RefSeq, a predicted model, not a curated record
ACUUACUCCAUUAAUUAAUUAACUUAAACUCAAUGUAGACUCUUCAAUAAUCUUUCAAGUGAAAUUAAUUAUUAAUUGGAAAGAUGAACUCAAGAAGAAGAAUCAUUUGGGAUUUGUUCAUGAACUCUUCAAAGAUCACUUUAUAUAUCUUUGUUGUAAUAAUCAUCGACAAAGACGUCCUCUUGAUUAAAAUAUUUUUUUCCUUUUGUCUUUUUAUUUAUUAUAAUUCUCAUCUUUGAUACGCCUAGCACAAUGUUUCUAUAUAUUUAUUCACAUUAUGAUUAGCAUAUGAGAUUGAACUAGAAAAGUAUCGUUCUAUCCAUCUAUCUAUCUUGAUAUUCCAAUGGAAAACGUAGCUGCAGGUGGAUCAUCUCGAGUAGCAAUGCCCCCUCCCAACACAGGGAAGCUGAUAACCAUUCUAGCCAUUGAUGGAGGAGGAAUUAGAGGAAUCAUUCCUGGGGUUAUCCUUGCCUAUCUUGAAUCACAACUUCAGGAAUUGGAUGGGAAAGAUGCAAGAAUUGCAGAUUAUUUUGAUUUGAUAGCAGGAACAAGCACGGGUGGGCUUGUAACAGCCAUGUUAGCUGCACCAAACAAAGAUAAACGCCCUUUCUAUGCUGCCAAAGAUAUAGUACCUUUCUAUCGUGAGCACUCCCCAAAAAUCUUUCCCCAGAGCGGGAUUAAUGUUUGCAGUGGACCAUUUGCUGGGGUUAUAAAUCUAGCUAAAAUGUUGAAGGGACCUAAAUAUGAUGGGGAGUAUCUUCAUAAACUUAUCAAGGGACUCCUAGGAGGUACCAGGUUGCAUGAUACCUUAACUGCCGUUGUAAUUCCAACUUUUGACAUCAAGAGACUUCAGCCAGUUAUAUUUAGCUCAUAUGAGACGAAAUCGAGACCUCAUUUGGAUGCCGAGCUGGCGGAUAUAUGCAUUAGUACCUCGGCAGCGCCAACUUUUCUACCUGCCCAUACUUUCAAGAACAAGGAUGCUCAAAACAAUGAACGCGAAUUCAACCUAAUUGAUGGUGGUAUAGCUGCUAAUAACCCGACAUUGGUCGCAAUUGGUGAGGUGACCAAGCAAGUAGUGAUGAAGCACGAAGACUUAUUCCCUAUCAAGCCCAUGGAAUAUGGUCGUUUUCUGGUAAUAUCACUUGGGACAGGCAAUGCAAAGAAUGAGGAAAAAUACAAUGCUAAAAUGGCUGCCAAAUGGGGAUUGCUUAGCUGGUUAACCCAUAACAACUCCACACCAAUCGUCGAAGCUUAUAAUCAAGCAAGCGCUGAUAUGGUUGAUCUUCACAACUUUGUGGUUUUCAAAGCUCUUCACUCCGACGAUAAAUACCUCCGAAUCCAGGAUGAUACUUUGACGGGGAGUUUGGCCUCAGUUGACAUAGCCACAAAGGAAAACUUAGAAGGUCUAGUCAAGGUAGGAGAACGGCUGCUGGAAAAACCAACUUCCAGGAUUAACUUAGACAAAGGAGUUUAUGAACCAAUUGAGAAAGGAGGAACCAACAAGGAAGCUCUUCGGAGGUUUGCAAAGAUACUUUCGGACGAGAGAAGAUUCCGCCAGUCCAAUGUCAAGUAGUCAGUUGGUUUAAAUGACAUUGUAUUGUUAUUCACUUUGUUCCUACAGUGUGAAUGUAUUGUGUAUUUCAGUUUUAUAAUGUACCCCUUCUAUUCAUUUUAUUCCUUUAUAUGUUGUUGGGAUUAAAUCUUCAUAACUUUUGUAGCAUAUCAUUCUGUGGGCCAGUCAAUGUUGCAAUAUGGCAACACCUUCUUAUACAUAAGAAUAAAUACAUUUCUAUAAAUACAAAAAGUGUCGUCUUUCGUUUAGUCGAGUCUUUAUAACACUAUGCGUUCAG